UUGUCAACUUGAACGAUUAAUAUCUCAGCUCGCGGAGCACAGCAACGUUUUUUCUCGGACAUUUUGUUUCUGACAAAAACGCGUCGACUGAGAACAAUUUCAUCGAUCUUUGAGCUACUAAUUAUACGUUACGUACCAAUAUGGAUAACCUAGAGAUCACUGAUUUGAACAAAGAGAUCCAACUUAAUAAGAUCCAUGUUGAUGAAAAAAAUCCGCGGGAUAUACGUGAAGAAGUCAACGAUAUCUCACAUGCAGGUGAUGAAGAGCAACGAGAAAAAUUGUUACGACUACCCCUGGGAAGAAUAAAAACCAUCAUUAAAAUGGAUCCUGAAGUUUAUUCUGUUAAUCAAGAGGCUGCGUUUUUGAUGGCGAAGUCAGUGGAAUUUUUUAUUGAAUCUCUUGCAAAGGAAUCUUAUAGAUAUACUGCACAAGCAAAGAAAAGGACUGUGCAAAAACAUGAUGUAGAAAAUGCCAUUGAUAAUGUGGAUGCACUUGUAUUUUUGGAAGGUAUGCUCGAUUAA
This is a messenger RNA of Cyphomyrmex costatus, 521 nucleotides long. It is a transcript of the gene PolE4, whose product is annotated as DNA polymerase epsilon subunit 4. The record is from RefSeq and is a predicted model, not a curated record. The transcript has 3 exons. Gene Ontology annotation, cellular component: epsilon DNA polymerase complex; nucleus. Gene Ontology annotation, biological process: DNA-templated DNA replication. Lineage: Eukaryota; Metazoa; Arthropoda; Insecta; Hymenoptera; Formicidae. Gene Ontology annotation, molecular function: protein heterodimerization activity. The coding region runs from base 141 to 521 and encodes 126 amino acids.